AUGAAGCCGGCGCGGCUGCUGCUGCUGCUGAGCGGGUACGCGCUGCUGCUGGCGCCGGCCGUGCGCGGCUGCGGGCCGGGCAGGGUGGUGGGCAGCCGCCGCCGGCCGCCCCGCAAGCUCAUCCCGCUCGCAUACAAGCAGUUCAGCCCCAACGUCCCCGAGAAGACGCUGGGGGCCAGCGGCCGCUACGAGGGCAAGAUCGCGCGCAACUCGGAGCGCUUCAAGGAGCUAACGCCCAACUACAACCCCGACAUCAUCUUCAAGGACGAGGAGAACACCGGCGCAGACCGGCUCAUGACCCAGCGCUGCAAGGACCGCUUGAACUCCCUGGCCAUCUCUGUCAUGAAUCAGUGGCCAGGGGUGAAGCUGCGGGUGACGGAGGGCUGGGACGAGGAUGGGCACCACUCGGAGGAGUCACUGCAUUACGAGGGCCGAGCCGUCGACAUCACGACCUCAGACCGGGAUCGUAACAAGUACGGCAUGCUGGCUCGCCUGGCCGUGGAGGCUGGCUUCGACUGGGUCUACUACGAGUCCAAGGCACACAUCCACUGCUCCGUCAAGUCAGAGCACUCGGCUGCUGCGAAGACGGGUGGCUGCUUCCCUGGGUGGGCGCUGGCAACGCUGGAGGAUGGUGCACGGACACCGCUGUGGGCCCUACGCCCAGGCCAGCGGGUGCUGGCGAUGGAUGAGGCAGGCAGGCCCACCUACAGCGACUUCCUGGCUUUCCUGGACAAGGAGCCGCGUGCCCUCACUGCCUUCCAUGUCAUCGAGACGCGGGAUCCACCGCGACGCCUGGUGCUGACACCCACCCACCUGCUCUUUGUGGCUCAGAACUCCUCAGCGCCUGCCACUCGCUUCCACCCCACCUUUGCCAGCCACGUGCGCCCCGGACACUUUGUGCUGGUGGUGGCGGGGGGCAGUGGUUUGCAGCCUGCCGAGGUGGUGGCGGUGCGGGACCACAGGGAUGUGGGGGCCUAUGCCCCGCUGACACGCCAUGGGACGUUGGUGGUGGACGGUGUGGUGGCCUCGUGUUUCGCCCUGGUGCAGGAGCAACAUCUGGCACAGCUGGCUUUCUGGCCACUUCGGCUCUACCACAGCCUGGUGGGGUGGCCAGGGGUACAGGGGGAUGGUGUGCACUGGUACUCGGGGCUGCUCUACCAACUGGGAAAGCUGCUCCUGCCCCCUGACAGCUUCCACCCGCUGGGGGUACCCCAGAUGGAGAGCUGA
Messenger RNA from Melopsittacus undulatus (budgerigar), 1227 nucleotides. It is a transcript of the gene IHH, whose product is annotated as Indian hedgehog signaling molecule. Gene Ontology annotation, molecular function: calcium ion binding; patched binding. NCBI's taxonomy places the organism in Eukaryota, Metazoa, Chordata, Aves, Psittaciformes, Psittaculidae. Gene Ontology annotation, biological process: protein autoprocessing; cell fate specification; cell-cell signaling. The record is from RefSeq and is a predicted model, not a curated record. The coding region runs from base 1 to 1227 and encodes 408 amino acids. The transcript is spliced from 3 exons.